This is a messenger RNA of Oncorhynchus gorbuscha (pink salmon), 1172 nucleotides long. RefSeq names its product CD82 antigen-like. Lineage: Eukaryota; Metazoa; Chordata; Actinopteri; Salmoniformes; Salmonidae. The record is from RefSeq and is a predicted model, not a curated record. Bases 13 to 438 code for a protein of 141 amino acids. The transcript is spliced from 5 exons. Gene Ontology annotation, cellular component: membrane.
CUAAAUAAGGAGAUGUCCAACAUCGUGACCCAGAUCCUGAGCAACUACCCUGGGAAGAACAGCACCACCGAGCAGGCCUGGGAUUACAUACAGAGGACGAUGGAGUGUUGUGGAUGGAGUGGUCGUAUGGACUGGCAUGGUAAUGCUGUCGUAGUGAACAGUUCCCAGCUGUUGUUCCCGUGUUCCUGUCAGAAUGUGUCUCUGGUUGAGGGUAACUCCUCCUCCGACAGUGGUUUCUGUGAGGCGCAGUCACUUGAUUGGCCCGUCUACGACAGGGGCUGUAACUCCAGUGUAGAGAGCUGGCUGUUUGCCAAUGUUGGAGUGAUCCUAGGGGUCUGCCUGGGAGUGGCUGUCAUCGAGCUCCUGGGUAUGAUCCUGUCCAUAGGGCUGUGUAAGAGCGUACACACUGAGGAUUACACCAAAGUGCCAAAGUACUGAAGAUGAUGACGGGGGACGCUAUCACACACACACACACACACACACACACACACACACACACACACACACACACACACACACACACACACACACACACACGCGUUCGGUGCAGAUGUUUAUUUGCUUUCAUUUUUUUUGUUUAAUUUUUGUUUUGUUUUUGUUAGUAUUUUUUGGGGGGGAGGCACUUGUCUUUUCUCUCAGUCCAGUUUCCAUCGGAGCACUUUAGAGACUGUAGUUAUGGAUUAGAGAGGAAGACGAGAGCAGACCGGGUCACAGAGACAACAGGAAAGAGAGAUGUGGAGAAAGUGAGGACAGAGAAGACGAGGAUGUGGAAAGAGAUGAAGGGUCGUCUCCUACCCUCGGCAGAUGCAGUCUACCACAUCCUUGACUUCUGGGGAAAGAUCCAUUUUAUCAUCAGGAAUCAAUCAUGAUCGCCAUUGUUUGUCAGCUCUCACAGGGUCCAAUCCUAACUUCAGAUAUGCAUGGAUCUCAGGUUCGGUCAACGGUUGUUAUUGAGUUGACCUGACUAGAAGAGGAAGAGUUCGGUCAACGGUUGUUAUUGAGUUGACCUGACUAGAAGAGGAAGAGUUCGGGUUAUUGGACUCCUGGAAAAUAAACAACGUUUAUGUUUUUAUUUUCUGUUCUUCAGUGUUUUGAGGAGUUAAUGCAUUUUUGUUUGUUAUAGUACCUUGUAUAUAAUUUAGUUUGGUAUUUCGUGAGCCUCUGAAUCUGCG